Symbiodinium sp. CCMP2592 is the source of this 891-nucleotide messenger RNA. The record is from the annotation of a GenBank genome assembly. NCBI's taxonomy places the organism in Eukaryota, Dinophyceae, Suessiales, Symbiodiniaceae.
AUGCAGGACGACGACGUGUGCAUGACCUGCGUGGUCUUGCACCGGCAUCCGAGUGAUGCGUCCUGGGAGGACGACCGCACGGAAAGAAGCCUGUCGGUGGCGGUGGUGGCGCCCCCGUCACGCAGGGGGGACAAGGAGGCCGAGAAGAAGUCGUCCUCGAGCGGAGGCAGUUCCUCGGAGAAGCGCGAGGACCGCGGCCGUCACCACAGCCGCCGCCGCGGAAGAUCCCGAGGGGAUCGUGCCCGCAGCAAGAGCUCGGGAUCAGAACAGACGGUUCCCGAGCCGCUCAAGGACACCCGCAAGCCCGCAGAGCCAAAGCACGGCCCAAAGGCGAAAAGCCAGCGCCCAGCCAGCACAGACAGGGAUCGGUGCCCGAUCUGUUGGCAGUCCAUCUCCCGAUGGCAAUCGGGCCGGGAGCAACACAUGCACACGAAUGCUACAUGCUUGGCAUGGCAAAUUUAUGGUUCCAUGAAGGAGAAAAAUUGGAAGCUUGCUGUGAAGCAAGGAAAAGAGCUCAAAGAGCACAGGGCCCGCGAGGCUUCCAAGUCGAAAGAUGGGGCUGCUCGCCUGGUCUCCAAGGAGAGCAGGGACUCUGCCUCAAAGGCUGUGGCUGCUGCUGCCGAGUGGGUGUCCGGCCAGCCUACGAGGCUUCGGAAGGAGACCCGCUCCAGGAGCAGGUCUCAGCACACCAAGAAGCCCCGCCGCCGGCAGCCUUCUCCGACGCCCUCCUCGUCCGAGCCUCCCGCAAAGGGGACUCGCGCCAGGAGCAGGUCUCGCAAGCCGAAGACCAAGGAUCGCUUCCGGCAGAAAGCCUCGACGCCCUCCUCGUCGUCGCCGGAGCCUGCCAGGAAGCGGGGACGCGGCCGCAAGAUCAUCAUCAACGUGACCUGA